Messenger RNA from Corylus avellana, 1357 nucleotides. Its product is annotated as lipid phosphate phosphatase 2. Gene Ontology annotation, cellular component: membrane. Gene Ontology annotation, biological process: phospholipid metabolic process; phospholipid dephosphorylation. Lineage: Eukaryota; Viridiplantae; Streptophyta; Magnoliopsida; Fagales; Betulaceae. Gene Ontology annotation, molecular function: phosphatidate phosphatase activity. The record is from RefSeq and is a predicted model, not a curated record.
UUUUACUCCAAACCACCAUUAUUUUCAGAGCCUUAUCUCUCUCUUUUCCCUUUCCAUUCCUAUUGGAGAUAAGAUUCCUGGUAUCUGUUUGGCAGUUUACAAUCACAUAUUCUCUUUUUGUACAUUUGUGCUUAGAAGUUACAAAAUCGGCUACUUUGCGUGUAAACUUCUGCGUUUGCUCGUCGAUGGCGUGGGUGAAUAUCAGAUCGCUUUGUUCUUUUUGGAAUUUCCGGGGUAUCUUUCAGCGGCGCCGAAUGGGAGGAGAGGUGGCGCUUGGGGAAUCGGCAUACACUAUUAAAUCUCAUGGUGCCUCUCUUGCUAGGAAUCACAGUAAUGAUUGGAUCAUUUUGGUUCUUCUUGCAGUGAUAGAAGUCAUUCUAAAUGUCAUUCGCCCAUUUCACCGCUUUGUGGGGAAGGAUAUGAUGACUGAUCUCAAGUAUCCCUUGAAAGACAACUCAGUUCCUGUAUGGGCUGUUCCCAUGUAUGCAGUUUUGUUGCCUAUUGCCAUUUUCGUUCUCUUCUAUCUGUGUAGGAGCAAGGGAGAUGUCUAUGAUUUGCACCACAGCACUCUUGGCCUGCUAUUUUCUGUGCUAAUUACUGGGGUUAUUACGGAUGCAAUAAAAGAUGGGGUUGGUCGGCCUCGACCAGACUUUUUUUAUCGUUGUUUUCCUGAUGGAAAGGAUUUUUAUGAUCAAUUGGGACAAGUAUUAUGUCAUGGUAAAGACAGUGUUAUAAGGGAAGGACACAAAAGUUUCCCAAGCGGCCAUACUUCAUGGUCCUUUGCAGGUUUGGGUUUUCUGUCAUUAUACCUGUCUGGAAAAGUGAAAGUAUUUGAUCGGCGAGGGCAUGUGGCUAAAUUAUGCAUUGUUUUUCUUCCGCUGCUCGUUGCGUCCCUUGUUGGCGUCUCACGUGUUAAUGACUACUGGCACCAUUGGCAAGAUGUUUUCGCUGGAGCCAUUCUAGGGCUAGUUGUGGCAACGUUUUGCUAUAGGCAAUUCUUCCCAAACCCUUAUGAUGAUAAUGGUUGGGGCCCUUAUGCAUAUUUCAAUGCUUUGGAUGAGGUGUCACGUGCCUCUACAAACUCGGACCAAGUUACGAAUGCAGGUAAUGUGCAGGCCACAGGGAUUCAACAAUCAAGACAAGGUGGUGACGUGGCAUUAUCUAUAGGCAGCGAUCUAAUCUCAGCACAGGAUCGAAUGGAAUCAGGGAAGAGGUGAUAUCUUCAAUGUCUUUGUGCUCCAUGCUGAUCCACGUCCCCCCAACUUAUUUGUGUGUAUAUGUAAAUGGCAAUUUCCUGUCUCAACUGAACUUUAGUUUUAGAAAUACAGAGUGAAAUUUGAUUAUUGUUCCUGAUUAA